This is a messenger RNA of Mangifera indica (mango), 878 nucleotides long. RefSeq names its product transcription factor KUA1-like. NCBI's taxonomy places the organism in Eukaryota, Viridiplantae, Streptophyta, Magnoliopsida, Sapindales, Anacardiaceae. The transcript is spliced from 3 exons. The coding region runs from base 70 to 762 and encodes 230 amino acids. Gene Ontology annotation, biological process: response to ethylene; response to auxin; response to gibberellin. The record is from RefSeq and is a predicted model, not a curated record. Gene Ontology annotation, molecular function: zinc ion binding; DNA binding.
GCCAUGCCACCAACAAUUUAAUCUCCUUCACUGUUAAUUCUCGAUCUGUUGAUAUUUUGUAAGGAGGAAAUGGGUAGAAAGUGCUCACAUUGCGGCAACGCAGGUCAUAAUUCAAGAACUUGCAACUCUCGUGUGGUUUUUGCUGGUGGGCUAAGGCUAUUUGGAGUUCAAUUUCCCUUGUCUUCGAUUCCUAUGAAGAAGAGCUUUAGCACUGACUGUUUGUCAUCGUCUUUAUCUUCACCUUCUUCUUCUUCAACACCUUCUUUAUCCUCGUCGUCACGCGUUGCCAUCCAUCACAGCUCUAAUGGCUAUCUUUCUGACGGCCUUAUUGCGCCUGCUCAAGAGAGGAAAAAGGGGGUGCCAUGGACUGAAGAGGAGCACCGGAUCUUCCUGAUGGGGCUGGAGAAGCUCGGAAAGGGCGAUUGGAGGGGCAUCUCCAAGAAGUUUGUCACCACAAGAACGCCAACUCAAGUAGCCAGCCAUGCACAGAAAUAUUUCCUUAGACAAAGCAGCCUCAACAAAAAGAAACGCCGCCCUAGCCUCUUUGAUGUGGGAAGCAAUACAUUUUCAGAUCAUAAUUCAUUGCCUAAAUGGCUGAAAGAACCGUUCAACUUCAAGCCUGCUUCUUUCAAUUUAACAGUGUUAACAGGAACAAAUGCAGCGCCUAAUUUAGAGCUUACAUUGGCAGCUCCAGCAGUGGCAUUGGAUCAAAGUAAAGCACGCUCAUGCGGCCUUCUAAUUGGACCCAUUAGUGUCACAUGAAUGAUGAUCGAUUCAUGUUAAUUCUCAGAUCGAUGAACAUGAACACAUAUCUUAUGUAUAUUGUCUUUCAUACGAAUUCUCACGGUUUAAUGGCAGAAUCAGAAUGUUCAAAUGGA